CGCAGUGCGCGUGCGCCGACCCCGCCUCUUCCUGUCCCGUCCUGUAGCCGCGCAGCUCCUGGCAGAAUGGCGGCUAUUUUGGACUCGGUUCUGUCCCAGAGAAUAGACCCCAACAAGGUCGUGGAGUGGCUGAAAACUGUCCAGGAGCGCGACAGCCUGCCGUUCACUGACCGUGGAAUAACUGUCCAAAAACACGAGUUUGUCUCUUUCCUUCUGAACUUCCUGAGAGAACAGAGCAGUCCAGCGCUCGCUCAUCAUGGCACCCCAGCCAAGACCCCCAAUCGCCCAAGACCAGCAGCACAGACCGGGGUAGCUAGCAGGUCUGCCAGGAGUGGAACCGCUUCCCGGAGUUCUAGUCGGGUCCAGCUUUUUUCUCCGUCGUCUUCUGCGUCACCUGGAGCUGAGUGUGACGCUGCCGGACAGUCGGGCUGUCUGAGUGGAAUCAGCAACUUCAGCAGCCCGUCCUUCUCCACGUCAUGGAGCCCUGCUUCCAGGCCGCCGGGCUCUGAACGCCGGCAUAGCCAGAGGGUCUGUCUUGGUGACUUCAUGGCGUCCCCCCCGGACACGCAGCCUAGUCCCUUCCAGUCACAGAAGAGCCGAAAGAAGAGCAUGGCUGUGGGAGCACAAUGGAGGGGAGGGCGUGGGAGCCAGCACACCGAUGAGAUGGGGUUCGGCGAUACCGGGACCAAGAGGCCGGGGAGAGAAGGAGGAGGAGGUCAUGGCAAAUCAAGGGAGCAGCUUUCACCUCCAUCUGCAGGUUCACUUAAUUUCAACAAUUUGGAAGACUUCCCACCUGUUGGAUCAUCACCCAUCUCCCCUUUAACAUCCAAACCGUCUAGAAGAAUAAACCCAACACCCGUCAGUGCCGAGCGGCCUCGUUCUAAACCAAAGACCUGUUUUACAUCCACUCCAUUCACCAAACCGGGCAGUCCUCAGAUGGGAGCAGAAGUGCUUGAGGGGUCGAUGAGAGUGGGGAGCCCCUUGAGUUUGCAAGAGGAGAGAGAAUUGCUUAAAAGAGAAAAGAGCAAGCGUGCCCAGCAGGCUGCUUCGCCCUGUUUGUCCUCUCUGGAACCGUGCACCCCACCCAAGACGGGAGUUUUGGGUGGAGCUAAAGUGACUCCAGAGCUGCAGACACUUUGUCCUGAACGCUCAAAGGUUGCAUACGCUCCGGAGCUGGAUCUUCUGGCAGAAUUAUACUGUGCCUGCAUUUCUGAGAACUUGGUGCCCAACAUCUUUUUGGAGCUCUUCUUUGUGAUGCAGCUGCUAACAUCCCUGUCUCCAGAUUCUAAUGAUGCUGAAGUACAGGACAGCUUUAGUGCCACAAAUUCAGAUGUUUUAGAAAGAUGCUACCUGAAGCAAGUACACAACUGUGUGUACUUUGCUGUGACUGUGCUGGAGAAUCAGUUUGAGUUGGUCGCUCAUCUGGACAAAGGAACGCUGCGUCUGCUGGCAGAGAAUGAGCGCGUGGCGUCUUUCUCUCCGACGCUCAGGGAUCUCCUCAUUCAGGCUCAAGGCAAAAGCUCAGCAAAGCUCUCUCCAUCAGUCUCCACUUUCAUUCAUUCAGUCCCGUUCCAGCCAGACACGGACAACCGUUCCAACUUUGGGAAUGACAGGGCCUUCCACACCUUUAAGAAACAAAGAGAUGUGUUUUAUGAGGUGCUGCGAGAAUGGGAAGACUUUCACAACGAACCAGGGUGGAGCUUUGAGGCUUCGCUCGGGGGAAGAAUCAGAGGAAUGAUGAAUCAACUCACCUCUGCAGGAAUUCAUUCUCAUUUUGCCCGCUUGUUCCUCAAGCAGCUUGUUCAGAUGUGCAAAGGACCGCAGAUGAGCGGCUCCCCUGGAGAACCUCCGGAUGCUGACCUGCUGGGAAUGCUGGGAGCCGACAGCCUGGGUCGCCUGAAGCGCCUGGAGGAGCGCCUCAUCCAGCCUCAUGGAAUCGUCGGCCCGUGUCCUCCUCCUUCCUUUCCUGGACAUCAGGAGUUCUUCAGGGAUUUCAUACAGACAUCCAGCUGCUGCCAGCUGAACCAGCAUCUUCAGGACAGCUUGUGUCAGCAGCUCCUGCAGCUGGAUGAGGUGUCCAUACUGAGCCCCUCUGCUUCCAUUAAGGAGGAAGAUGAAGACGGGGACAUGGAGCAGCAGGACGAGAAGCAGCGGUUCUCCUCGGUGCUGCUUUUAGCUCGGCUCCUGGCAAAGUUCCUGGGUUUCAUUUCCUUUCUGCCCUAUCAAACGUCCGAGAGGCCGUCCAGGGAGAUACAGGAGACGUCUGCAGCCCUGCGCAGCAAGAGUGCUCCGGUUCUGGAUGUGUGUGCCGUGCUGAACGACAGUGUCCGGAGGCGGCGCACCAUCCUCACUGUCCCUUGGGUGGUGGAGUUUCUCUCCAUGAUGGACUUUGUGGGUCCUCUUCUGCCCUGCUACAGGACGGCAUUGGGGACCCUGCUUCUCCUCUACAGGAGGAUGCAGCUGAAGCGGAGCGCGGAUGCGUGUUACCUGAACAACCUCCUGCUGGUGUCCGUGUUGGGCUGGCUCUUCCACAUUCCAGCCAUUCCUGAGGACUUUUUCUUCACUGCUGAGUUCACGGCAGCAGUAACGGUGGAGGACGGGAACCCCGGUUCUGCAGGACUUGACUGCAGUCCUCUGGUGGAUCAGCAGCUUCUGUAUAUUUGCUGUCCGUUUCUUAGUGAGUUUCGUAAACUCCUGGCUGCGUUUGUGUCUGGCAGCACGGCAAAGAGCGGAGGGAUCAUCCGCAAGAUCACGCCCACCUCUGCUGAGCUCAAAGACACGCCCCCCGCCAACCGGUCGCAGCAGAAACUGCAGGGGGAGCUCGAGCAAGCCUUUUUCCACAACCAGCCCCCGUCGUUGCGCCGGACAGUGGAGUUCGUGGCAGAGAGGGUGGGAUCCAACGCCGUCAAGCACAUGAAGGCGACGUUGGUGAGCGAGCUGAUGGAGAGAGGAGAGACGAUCUUUCGAGACAAACGGAAGUCGGCAAACUUCAGCGCAUCAAAAGUGAACGAGUCCAUCUGUGCUCUGCUGUGCGACGCAGGCCUGGAGGCCCUGGAAAGAGCUGCCAGAUUUUGUGACGAGAAAAGCCUCGACGCCGUACGAACACUGCUCCCUGAAGAGACCUCCCCCACUGUUCUCCAAACAUCUGAAAGCAUCACGAGGCGCCUGGCAGCAGAAAAAGCUUGCAGCUGGCUCUCCGCUAACAUCACAGCGCUCAUAAGGCGGGAAUGGAAGAGCAGGUUCGACCGUGUGAUGAAGGCUCUCGGCAGUCCUGGAGCUUCAGAAUCUGUGGAUGUGAGCGGCGCUGAGGUGGAUCUGGUCUCUCGGGAUCAGUCGGUUGGUCCUGAGAGGAAGGCGGGAGGCGAGCAGGCGAGGGCUUGUCCUCCUGGCUGUGACCACAGUGCCCCUCUGCCUUCGGAUGUCCUCAUAGAAGUGAAGGAGUUGCUGAGCAUCGCUGUGGGGCCCAGAACAGAUGUGGAGCUGCCGGCUGGCUCUCAGGUUAAAGCCCUGCUGCACAGAGCAAGGGACACACUGGCCUGCAGGAAGUUCCAGACUGCAGUGUCGGAGCAGAUGCUUCUGAACUCUACAGUCAUGCUCGCCUGCAAGCUGGUAACAGGAGAACUUCCAGUGCUCGUCGUGUCCUCGGGAAGUGAUGCCUCGGAGUCAGAAGCUCUGCUUCCAGACCUUCUGGAGCAGCUCGCUGAGCUGUGGCAGAUAAACUUCCCGUGUCCCGACGCCCUUCAUCAGCUUUUCGCCCCUCUCACCGUCACCGCUGUUCUUCAGGCCGCCGACUCGCAGGCCACAAACUACCUUUUCCUGGUCAGAAGGCUGGUCGACAAAGGGCUAUUGAGCGAGGAGGCAGUCCUAUCUCAUUGGAAUACAUUAACAGAUAUGACAUUGCCAGUGGAGUUGAUUAAAAUUUUCCAGCUCCAGUCGCAAAGGAUGCAGCUGUCUCCUCCUGCAGCUGAGAUGCUGAAGAGCAUCGACAGGCUGCAGGUCUCGCAACAGCCGCUAGAGGGAGCAUCGUGACAACAACAUACCCACAGCUGGCUUCUUUUGUGGCCGCCAGUGUCUUAUUCCACAUGUUUUCUCCACCAAGAGGGCGACUUUUUGCCGUCGUUUUCUUCUUCUUCCAAAAGCUGUUUUGCACUCAGCUUCUCCUAAAAGAGAUGUGGGACAAUCUUUGCAGAUUUACAAUUUUAAAAAGUCCGAAUUUUAGCUUAUUUAAAAUGAAUUGACGUCUAAUUCCUUUUAAAACUUUUUGUUAAGCACUUUCACGCAUUGCCUUUUUAGAAACUGCAAGUAUGUUCAUGUUGAACGCUGAUGUAUUCACUGCUUUAUAAAUCUAACUUUUUUUUAAUAAAGACUAUCCGAUUGCAA
Molecule: messenger RNA, 4380 nt
Organism: Oryzias latipes (Japanese medaka)
Lineage: Eukaryota; Metazoa; Chordata; Actinopteri; Beloniformes; Adrianichthyidae
Gene: cdan1
Product: codanin 1
Biological process (GO): chromatin organization
Cellular component (GO): nucleus
Source: RefSeq, a predicted model, not a curated record